This is a messenger RNA of Solenopsis invicta (red fire ant), 528 nucleotides long. RefSeq lists its product as uncharacterized. The transcript is spliced from 2 exons. Bases 1 to 528 code for a protein of 175 amino acids. Lineage: Eukaryota; Metazoa; Arthropoda; Insecta; Hymenoptera; Formicidae. The record is from RefSeq and is a predicted model, not a curated record.
AUGUUAGAUCGAACGAUCAAACAACAAGUUGUCCUGGCGGGAUACAUCUCCCGCAUGUGGAUAAACCUGCAAAAAUUAGGACAAGCCAAAAUCACGGCGUAUGAAGUCUCGAGCCGGCUGGCGCGCCUCGAUGAUUACUGGAAGCGUUAUCAGGACGUGCACUUUGAAAUCGCAGCCGAUCCCGAAGCUGACAAAACGAAUUACGUCAAGGACGACUACUUCACCAAAACGGAAGAGGAGUAUUUUGAUAUGCGUAAGGUGGAGGAGCGCCCUGGGCCGAGCUCUACGGCGGUCGCGCCGGUACUUAAACAGAUGCAGCUUCCGAAGCUGGAGCUGCCGAAAUUCUCCGGCGAUCAACUCGAGUGGGAGGGUUUUCGAAAUUUAUUUCGCUCGCUCGUUCAUGACGUCACGGGCGUUCCUAAGGUGCAGAAGCUUCAGUACUUGAUGGGGUGCCUGACCGGUGAAGCAGCGGAGGUCGUCGCAGGCGUUCCCUUGACAGCGCUUAUGAUGGGGCGUGGCAGGAUUUAG